UACCAAUUUUUACAACAUCAUUAAAAUUGGAUAAUAUUGCAAAUGACAUAUCGUUUAUUACAUUAAAUCUGAUAUUAAUGAUACUGUAUGGAUCAUACUGCUAUUCUAUAAACAAAAUCAAACAAAUAUUUAAUAUAAUGGAAAACAAUUACUAUGAAUUAAAUAACAACGAAGAGCACAAAAUAAUGAAACAUUAUAUCGAUAUUGGAGCACAUUUAAUUAAAUUUCUUGCAAUAUGUCUAAUUCUAUGUUUCUUUCUUUCAAUGUUGGUGAUAUUAUAUCCCAUGGUUUUUAAUGUCAUAUUACCAUUAAACGAAUCUCGUAAAUUUAUUGUACUUUGCGAUUUAUAUUAUUUUGUGGAUCCACAGGAGUACGCUAUUAUCUUUUUAUUGUAUACAUUUGUUCUUAUUUUUAUUUUAUGUACGAUUAUUGGUACUCAAUUUACGACAAUAAUAUUCGUUCAACAUUGUUGCGGAUUUUUCAAAGUUGCCAGUUAUCGUCUGGAACAUGCGAUGGAUACAUACAAAGCGCAGAAUGAAAUCGAAAUAUAUUACAUUAUUUGUGCAAAAUUAAUCAAAGCAAUAGAAAUAUAUAAAUUAGCUAUCAAGUUUUUUAAAUAUGCAGUUGAUAUAUAUAAAAUUCCAUACACCAUGACUAUAUUCUUAUAUGUACUUGAUGUCAGUGUUCAAUUAUAUUAUGUUGUUUAUAUGCUUCAACAACUGCAGAGCAUCCAUAAAUUGUGCAUCAAUGUAAUAUUGCUGAUCGGUAAAUUUUGUUUUUUAUUCUUAGUCACUUACUUAGGACAGAAUAUAGAAAAUCAUAGUAGCGAAGUUUUCGAAAAAUGUUAUGAUAGUCUAUGGUAUACUGCACCAGUAGCUACAAGAAGAUUAUUAUUGAUUAUAAUGAUAAAUAUCAUGAAACCAUGUCAAUACGAAAUGUUUGGAGGAUUAUUUAAAGGCAACAUCGAAGGUUUUUCAAAGAUCAUUCGCGUAUGUAUCUCGUAUUUCAUGAGCAUAUAUUCGAUACAAUAAUGAACAUGUUGAACAUUUCAUAACAAACUGCGUGUAUUAUUGAACUCAAAAUAUGUUUACCGCACCAUUAAUUUGUAAUAAUAUUAAUAAAUAAGCAUAAUUUAUGCAA
Messenger RNA from Apis florea (little honeybee), 1140 nucleotides. Its product is annotated as odorant receptor 9a. Gene Ontology annotation, molecular function: olfactory receptor activity; odorant binding. Lineage: Eukaryota; Metazoa; Arthropoda; Insecta; Hymenoptera; Apidae. The record is from RefSeq and is a predicted model, not a curated record. Gene Ontology annotation, biological process: sensory perception of smell; detection of chemical stimulus involved in sensory perception of smell. Gene Ontology annotation, cellular component: plasma membrane.